This is a messenger RNA of Nomia melanderi (Alkali bee), 4844 nucleotides long. The record is from RefSeq and is a predicted model, not a curated record. Lineage: Eukaryota; Metazoa; Arthropoda; Insecta; Hymenoptera; Halictidae.
CAACGCAGGUAUGAAGAGGGUAACUUCUAUUGACACUCAUUACUUUAUCAGGCGUGAUCAUUCUUUUUUUUAUUAAAUAAUGUCAUAGAAGUAACAUGUAUAAUAAAUAAUACUAAUUACUACAUGAUUAGAAAAAAUGGUGUUACGAUUUUUAUCUUUAACCUUUUAAAAAUGAUUCUACGCAUAUUUGACCAUCAUGUGAACGGCAUUUAAAGCAUGUAAUUGUAGGAUUGAAUAAUCUGAAAUAAGAUGCGUUUGUCUGAUCGAAAGUCGAACGUGAAGUAUCGCUUCUGUAGCAAACGUCAAAGUUAAAACAAUCUUGAGGAGUUCUGCUUUUUGGAGAAAAGGUGACAUUUUGAAAUCAGUUUUAUUUAGAGAAAAAAAUAUAGUUUUAUUUGUUACUUUGGCUCUUGCAGUGGUUGUCACUGCAUUUAUACACAGCGUCGUCAUCGCACUAAUACGUGUCCAUGCGACAUUAGUUGGCUCUUCCUCUCGCGAAGUAUUACAUUAUUUUUUUAGUGGAGACCACUUCAAUGUUGUGAUUAGUUUCGCAUCCGAUUAGUCGUAUUAUAGUUGAGCGAAGACGAAAUAAACAGCCACAUUAUGUUUUGGACGAAAAAUUACGUGUCAUCACCUAAUCUAGAGGCACUCCUUGAUAAGUUGGAUGUUACUUUAUAUGAGCUGAUGGAUGAAGAUGAUAUAUUGUUGGAAUGUAAAAGCCAAAAUAAGAAACUCGUUGAAUAUCUAACUAGAUCUGAUGUAAUGGAAGAAUUAAUAACACUUACAACUAAAGAACCAUCAACAGACAUAGAAGAACGUUGCCAUUAUAAAUAUCCAAGUUUAGCUUGUGAACUGUUAACGUGUAAUAUACCAAAAUUAAAUGAAACAUUAGCAGGCAAUGAAGCACUUUUGGCAAAACUUUAUUCUUUUAUCGAUACAGAUCAACCAUUAAAUCCUCUGUUAGCAUCAUUUUUUAGUAAAACUAUUGGAGGACUCAUAGCCCACAAAACAGAUCAGAACUGGUAUUCGUAUCAGUUCACUUGUUUACAGGUUUUAGAAUUUUUGAAAAGUCGUCAAACAUUUAUUGAUUUACUUUUGCAACACUUAGAAACCUCUGCAAUUAUGGACUUAGUACUAGUAUUGGUUACUCAGGUGGAAGGCAGCGAUGUGAAGCAAAAUACACUGCAUUGGCUAGAUAGUCAACAAUUAGUGCAAAGAUUGGUAAAAUUAUUGUCUCCUAAUUCUGACUCAAGUAAACAUGCAAAUGCUGCACAAUUACUUUGUGAUAUGACAAGUGUAACGAGAGAAAAUCAACGUACAUCUACAUUACGCACUUAUGUAGAUCCUAUUUUAAAUACUCUUGAAUCACCUGAUACAGCCAGUCUGUUAUUAGAAACUAUUUUAACUGGAGAGAAACUAGAAAGUAGUAUUGUUGGGGGGAUUCAAGUACUUCUUACAUUUCUAGGCCAAAGAUCUAACAAUGCAUUAAAUGAAUGUGAUGUUCAUGGCAAUGGUACUGGAGAUGAGAUCCCAGAUAAUGAACAACGUAUAAAAAUUUCAAAUGCAACUCUACCUUAUUUAGAACGACUUCACAAGGUUUUAUUAGAUCCACCUUAUAAGCCUCCGGUUAAAACGACUGCGGGAGUACUAGAAUGUCCAUUAGGAAAUACGCGUAUACAUGUUGCAAAGUUGUUCACUGCGUUAUUAACAGUGGAAAAUGUAAAAAUUUAUGAGACCUUAGUAGAACUAGGAACAUUCCAAACAUUACUGGAUUUAUUUUUUAAAUAUAAGUGGAACAAUUUCCUACAUACUCAAGUACAAUCGUGCCUGGCUUUAGCUAUUAAUUGUGAUUUUAAUGAUGGAAAUGACAUUAUUUAUACUAAUAUAUUUAUCAAGUGCAGGUUAAUAGAUAAAAUUUUAGAAGCUUGGGACAAAAAUGAUAAUAAACAAAAUUCAGUGAAUGGAGUUAGACAGGGAUAUAUGGGUCAUUUAAUUAUUAUUGCAAAUAAUAUUGUUAAUCAGCGUAAGAAAAGCAAAAGCUUAGAUAAUUUUCUGCAGUCUAAUUUAUCGUGCGAGUGUCUUAAUGAAUGGGAAAAUCUUGUGAACACUGAUUUAGCAAAAAUUAAUGAGACUUAUCUAGUUAUUUUGGGCGAAAAGACCCCGUCGUCGGGUGAAAAUCCAGAUGAAUACAGUUCUGUUUCUCAAGAAAUGGACCAAUUUUACAACAACUAUGUGGGGCAACAUAUGACGCCAUCAUUUACUAAAAACUUCGGCUUUAACGAAAAUUUUAUGGGCAAUCAAAACGAGAUGCAGAACACGGUUGAAGAAUUGAUAACAUGGGUCGAUGGCUUAUCAGCCAGUGGAAAUUACGAGGAAAAAGAAGACGCGUUCAAUAAGAUAUGCGAAGAAAAGCAAAAAUAUGUUCUAGAAGACUGUAGUACAGGAGCAGAAUGGGGCGACGAAGGUGAUCUUACUUUUCAGACUGUAGUGGAUAGGCAAGAUUGGCGCGAUUUGCAACAGCAACACAGUGAUUCCAAUUCAUCCGACGAAGAUGAUGAACCUUGGGAUUCACUGAACACUGAAUUGUCUACUGACAAUACACUUCCUGAAGUGAAUCCAUGGGAAAGUGCACCGGCAGAGACAGUAAUUAAUUCUACUGGUUGGGCAAAUUUUGAUAACAAAUUAUGUGGUACAACCGAGAAAGAAACUCAGAAUGCAACCAUGGGUUCAAGUCAAGAGGAAACCGUAGCAGAAAGUCAACAGACGGUAAAAGCUAAUGAAACUGACCACGUGAAAGUUGAAGAUACUUCAGUCACAAAUACGAAUGUGAAUCAUGAGAGCAAUGAGGAGGAGAAAUUGUAUUCCGCUCGUGCUGCUGAUAGGAACGCGAAUCCAAGUGAAAUUUCUGACAGCAGGGAAGCCUUAAAAGAAGAAAAUACAACAAAUACGGAUGUCAUAUCUACCACAGUACACAGUGAGGAAUCCUCGAACGAUAAUAAAGUUUCAUGUAGUUUAAACAACGCGACAUCGGAAGCAUUGUUGCCAUCAAAUGAUGCCAAAUAUCCGGGCGAUUUCGAAUCGGUCUCGCGUUCGAGAACGAUGGAGAAGAAGAAGCAUUCGCCUAUGAUUACGUCCCCGGAAACCGUAAUACACGCGAAUCUUCUAACACCGACGGGUCAGCGACUUACCCCUACAGGGAAAAUCAGCCAUGCUAAAACGCGUGUUUAUACGCAGAGAUAUCGAAAAGAAUGGGAACAAAUGCCCGAUUUCAAAGGAUGGUUAACGUAUGUGCCCCUCCAAGCAACACGUGCUUAUUGCAUGUAUUGCAAGAAAAAUUUACAUGCGCACAGACUUUCAUUAUUGAAACACACAUGUACUAUGAAACAUCAGCGAGCAGCUUUAUUACACGAAGCAGAAGAAAAGAAGAAGGCUCUCACCCAAAAGUUAAAUGGAGAGGAGGAAGUUGAAGUGGAAAUUGGUGAAAUUGAUGCACCCGAAAGUGUCCAAGUUGAAGUAGAAGAAAAUGACGAAGAAGUGGAGUAUGUUGUUGAAAGAUUAGAAACAGACGAUGAGCUGGACGAAUCGCAAAUCAAAGACCCAAACGACGAUGGUGAUGAAGUUGAAGAAGAAGAAGAGGAAGAAGAAGAAGAUGUAUCAAAUUUACAAAUGCCUAUGGACGAUGAUGAUGUUAAGAGUUCUAUAAAAAAAAUUAAGAUAGAGAGAGCAGACAAUUCCGAAGAUCCUUUAGCAGAAGCAAUGGAUCACAUGCAAAGUGAAUAUUUAGAAGAGCCGGAGAAUCAAGGAGAUGUGCAGAUGGAAAUGGUGGUGGAAUCGGAAGAUCAAGCCAAUUCUGAUAUUCAAGUUGUCACAAUUCUUCCGGAUGGAGAAGAUUCUAACAAAGAAUCUCCGAAGGAUUCACGCGAGAAUGGGAAAACAAUUCGGCGGGGCGAAAGUAAAACGGACAGGAAGUCUUCAAAGUUAUUGCAAGACGGAAAGCAGCAAGGAGAUUCGGAAAUAAUGGUGGCGUGUCCGUUACCUAUCUUAGGUACGGCUUAUCAAAUAAAUUCUUCGGUUACUUCUCCUCCUAACACGAUAGGAGUUCUUCAACCCGUGAAUACCAUUCCCAUUGCACCUGCGCAAAGUAAAACGAUUACUCUAACGUCGGGUGGCAAAACUUUAACUUUAACAGGUGGUACAUUCCAACCUGGUACUCAGUAUGUUCUGAGUAAAUUCAAGAAUAAAAUUCCUACGUUGGUAUUAGCUGAUAGGAAAACUGCAAUUGCAGCUAAUCAAACGGAAGACGCGCCCAAAGGCGUUUCAGUGAACAAGGACCAAAUGGCUGUGGCGGGUACCAGUUAUCAAAGUCCGAAGAAGCAUGUUCUUGUGAAGACUGUUAAAUCAUCGGUAUCGAAGAAGCCUCGAAUUUCUACGCAUGUUGUGGAUACAAGUAAAGGACUGCCUGUUGGAGGAUUGCAAGUCAGUUUGUACAAACUCAUGGAUGGCCGAUGGACGUUUUUAAAUGAAAGUAACACUUUCCCAAACGGUCGUUGCCUAGACUUAGUGGACAAUAUGAAAGCUAAUUUCACAGCUGGACGUUACAAGAUUCAUUUCGACGUGGACAAAUACUUUACAUUGAGAAGAAUAGAAACGAUGUAUCCGUUCAUUGAAAUUGUUUUCGACGUUAAGGAUCCUGCUGCACAUUAUCACAUACCAGUGUUGUUAAGUCCAUUCGGUUACUCCACUUACCGUGGUUCCGAGAGCUGAAUACUAAUGAACACGCAGUGUUGGUUAAUUCUUCUGAGAAACAGUUGUGUUAUAAAAAUGUCCGAUUUCGUGAUAAUAAA